Molecule: messenger RNA, 3066 nt
Organism: Acanthoscelides obtectus
Lineage: Eukaryota; Metazoa; Arthropoda; Insecta; Coleoptera; Chrysomelidae
Source: the annotation of a GenBank genome assembly
GUAUCGAUCAGCAAUACUUUCCCUACUUACAGAAUGCACUGAAAUAGAAAAAUAUCCUUUUAAUAUCAGACAAUCCCAUAUCGACCGGACUAUAACGGCACAGUUCCUUACGUAGCCUAACGUUGAACGGGAUGAACACGGGGUGAACUGUUGCACCAUCUCUAGUCAACAUAACGACCAUAAAACAGCAUCGUUCCAUGUUCAACUUUUUGCUUUUUCUCCAUAACCUCACUUUUUCGAUAUUUUCCCGCGUCUUCUGUUUGUGUGAUUGUUUGCUGAUGUGCCUUUAAUAAAAAAAGUACAAAACGGUGAAAACUCUGUAAUUAUUGAUAUAGGAGCAUUUUCCCGUGAUUUUCAUCUAGACAGUGUAAGCAAAGCGCCUGAAUUUGGUACAAAUGGCAAAACGAGAUUACCAGAAAGACAGAGGUGAGUAAAAUAUUCAGUUGCUGAUUUGAGGUCUGAAAGUACUAAAGGAUGAAAUGAUCUAGCCUACCAAUAAUGCCCCACAUUUUUCCCUAUAUGGAAUGCUAUUAAACAUCAUUCUCCAAAUACUGUAGAUGCUUUUUAAGGACAUUGUCCAUUUUAUAUAAUGUCAACAGCAAUUGCUUAUUUUAAUAUUAAACUUAUAUUGUGGCUCAAUUUUAGAGCAACUGAAGACGUUUCUACUCGAGUACUGCACUCAAGAUGCUUUUGGUAAAAAGACGUUCAAGUAUUCUGAACAACUCUCAAAAAUUGCUCACAGAGAACAGCCUGCCAUGUGGGUGGAAUUGGACGAUGUUAACAAUUUUAGUGAUGAUCUAGCUGAAGCUAUCACCAAAAACACUAGGAGAUAUGUGCAUAUGUUGUCUGAUAUAGUAUUUGAAUUGUUGCCGACCUUUGUAACAACACCAGUGCCUGCAAAGGAUGCUUUAGAUGUUUACAUUCAGCAUCGUUUGAUGAUGGAAAAUAGAAUGAGGCAGCCUAAUGAACAUAAGGAUUCUAGGAACAACUUUCCACCAGAGUUGUUGAGGAGAUAUGAGAUAUAUUUCGAGGACUCUGCAUUGUCUAAAGAUGUCCCAAUUCGCGAAGUAAAAGCAGAACAUAUUGGGCACUUGGUGACAGUAAGAGGAGUGGUCAUAAGAAGCACUGAAGUCAAACCUAUGAUGUGUGUCGCAACUUAUACUUGUGACAGGUGUGGUGCUGAAACAUACCAACCGAUUAAUGCCUUGUCAUUCAUGCCUCAACAAGUUUGUCAAAGUGAAGAUUGCAGAUUAAAUAAGGCAGGAGGCAGACUGUAUUUACAAACUAGGGGCAGCAAGUUUGUUAAAUUCCAAGAGAUCAGGCUACAGGAAAUGAGUGACCAAGUUCCUGUAGGCCAUAUUCCACGUACCUUAACAGUUUACUGUAGAGGGGAGGUAACCAGAAAAGCUUUACCAGGUGACCACGUGGCUGUUACAGGAAUCUUUUUGCCCCUAAUCAAGCAGGGAUUCAAGCAGUUAACUGGAGGUUUGCUCUCCGACACUUUUCUGGAAGCCCAUAAAAUCAAAUCUCUAAACACAGGCGAAGAAGAUGAGUCCGGUUUAUCACGGGAAGAACUUGCAGCUUUGUCUGCAGACGACUUCUACGCCAAACUGGCUUCAUCGAUUGCCCCGGAGAUCUACGGACAUGUGGACGUCAAGAAAGCUUUGUUGUUGUUGCUCGUAGGGGGCGUUGAUAAGCGGCCUGAUAACAAUGGAGGAAUGAAGAUCAGAGGAAAUAUCAACGUUUGCUUGAUGGGAGAUCCUGGAGUGGCCAAGUCCCAGUUGUUGGGGUACAUAUGCAGACUGGCGCCAAGAAGUCAGUAUACGACAGGCAGAGGUUCAUCAGGCGUUGGCCUGACGGCUUCCGUGACCAAAGAUACGAUUACUGGAGAGAUGACCUUGGAAGGGGGCGCGUUGGUAUUGGCCGACCAAGGAGUCUGUUGCAUCGACGAGUUCGACAAAAUGGCUGACGAAGACAGAACAGCGAUUCAUGAAGUUAUGGAACAGCAGACCAUCAGUAUUGCCAAGGCUGGAAUAAUGACCUGCCUGAACGCCCGUGCCUCAAUCCUAGCAGCAGCAAACCCAGCGUACGGUCGAUACAAUCCUCGUCGUACCAUCGAACAAAACAUCCAACUUCCCGCAGCGCUACUUUCCCGUUUCGACCUGCUGUGGCUUAUACAGGACAAGCCGGACAGGGACAACGACCUGAGAUUGGCCAAACACGUGGCUUACGUCCACCAGCACGGCAAGCAACCCAAACAGGAGACUGACGCGUUGGACAUGAGAGUGAUGAGGAGGUACAUAGCGUUGUGCAAGAGGAAACAGCCGACGAUCCCUGUCGAUUUGACGGAUUAUAUUGUCUCCGCGUACGUGGAACUCCGCCGUGAGGCUCGCAACUCUGACGACACGACCUUCACCUCGGCUCGUAACUUGCUCGGUAUUCUUCGGUUAUCUACGGCCCUUGCGAGACUGCGAUUGGCUGAUGGCGUGGAGAAAGAUGACGUCAACGAAGCCAUAAGACUGAUGGAAGCCAGCAAGCAGUCUCUGCACCAAACUGUCGAGAAGAGGGGAUACAGGCCUCCUAAUGUGAACGACAAGAUCUUCGCAAUAAUCCGUGAACUUGCCGACAGCAACAGGGUGGUCAGAAUCUCUGACGCUUUAGAGAAAUGCGCCACCAAAGGCUACAAUCCUGAUCAGGUGGACGCAUGCAUUGAAGAGUAUGAAGAACUGAACGUGUGGCAGGUUAAUCAAACUAGAACCAAACUGACAUUUGUAGCUUAAAGAUUGUAUACGUCAGCUCGGUCACCUUUGUUUUAUGUCACGUGUUUUAUAUAAUAGGUAUAUUAGCUAUUUUUGUAUUGUGUGUGUUUUUAGUACAAUUCAGAAUCUAGAAAUUUGUCUAUGUACCUCUUAAGAUUUAUUUUAAAUUGUUUUAAGGUGUUAUGUAUUGGGAAAGUAUUUGCCAUUGAACAUCACUAAUAAUAUUUUUUAUGUUUUAUCCUUUUAUUUACCAGUCACAUCUGGAAACCAAUACUUUUUUCCAACGAAUAAUAAAAUAUAAAAUGAC